GCGAGUCCUCCUUUUUUGCACACACACGAAUACAAAGAGCCAUACGACCUUCGGGUAUCCUUUUUCCAUUUUUUUUUUCCCCUCCUUCAUCUUGUGUGCGUUUUCAGAUUUUUUUUUUUUUAAAAUAGAGAUCUGUGGCAGUGCUGGGUGAAGGCCGUGUGGCACCAGUGUGCCGUGUGGUUAGGGAGCGCAGGACUCGUCAACAGAAGGCUGAGGACAAGCAACCAUGGACUGUGUGUGUUUUCACCUGCCAGCCUCCGCAGAUCCCGCAGCCUGGAGCCCCAGCACUUCUGACCACCUUCCAUGAGAAAGGAAAGUGAAUCUCGAGGCUAGUGCUUCCCUGGCCAAAGCCAGUUCCCUGGAACACUCGUGGAGCCGUCCGGCAGUGUGCGCCCGGUUCUCUGGAACAAUUGUGAUUGUGCACCCGGUUCUCUGGAACAAUUGUGAUUGUGCACCCGGUCCUCUGGAACAAUUGUGAUUGUGCACCCGGUCCUCUGGAACAAUUGUGAUUGUGCACCCGGUUCUCUGGAACAAUUGUGAUUGUGCACCCGGUCCUCUGGAACAAUUGUGAUUGUGCACCCAGUUCUCUGGAACAAUUGUGAUUGUGCGCCCGGUUCUCUGGAACAAUUGUGAUUGUGCACCCGGUCCUCUGGAACACUCGUGAAGCCGUCCGGCAGCGUGCACCCGGUUAUCUGGAACACGUGUGAAGCCGUCCGGCAGUGUGCAUCCGGUUCUCUGGAACAAUUGUGAUUGUGCACCCGGUCCUCUGGAACAAUUGUGAUUGUGCACCCGUUUCUCUGGAACAAUUGUGAUUGUGCACCCAGUCCUCUGGAACACUCGUGGAGCCGUCCGGCAGUGUGCGCCCGGUUCUCUGGAACAAUUGUGAUUGUGCACCCGGUCCUCUGAACACUCGUGAAGCCAUCCGGCAGUGUGCACCCGGUCAUCUGGAGCACGUGUGAAGCUGUCCAGCAGUGAGCACCCGGUCAUCUGGAACACUCGUGAAGCCGUCCGGCGGUGUGCACCAUCAUCUGGAACACUCGUGGAGCUGUCCGGCGGUGUGCACCCUGUCAUCUGGAGCACGUGUGAAGCCGUCCGGCGGCGUGCACCCUGUCAUCUGGAACACUCGUGAAGCCGUCCCGCAGUGUGCGCCCGGUUGUCUGCAUCCAUCAGCUAUGUCCUUCAGCGCCACCAUUCUCUUCUCGCCUCCCAGUGGCAGUGAGGCCAGAUGCUGCUGCUGUGCCUGUAAGAGUGAGACUAGCCAGGGCAGCUCGGGGUCUCAGGGUGGGAAUCCUCCUGCCGGCACCCCUAUCACAGUGACAGGGCACGGCCUGGCGGUGCAGAACUCUGAGCAGCUCCUGCAUAUCAUCUACCAGCGGGUGGACAAGGCGGUGGGUCUGGCUGAGGCAGCCCUGGGUCUUGCUCGGGCCAACAACGAGCUGUUAAAACAGCUCCAGGAAGAAGUGGGCGCGCUGCGGCAGGGGAAAGUGUGCACCGCCGAUGAAGAUGGGGAGAGCCGGGCCCGCAGCCCCCCGCCCGAAGAGCCUGGCCUGCUCAAGGGGAGUCCGGGAGAAGCCUGCAAGACACUGUCUGCCGUGGAGGAGGAGUGUGACAGCGUGGGCAGUGGCGUGCAGGUGGUGAUCGAGGAGCUGCGGCAGCUGGGGGCCGCCUCCACCGUGGGGCAGGGGCCCUUGGGCUUCUUCGCAGCCCCCCAGAGAGAUCUGCGGCUCCCCGGAUGUGCUCUGGCUGCGGUGGAGGGAGCCCCUCUGCUCAACCCCAUGGCGGAUGAUUAUGUGGCUUCUGAGGGUACAAUCCAACGAGUGCUGGUCCCUGCCUAUGCCAAACAGCUUUCACCAGCCACACAGCUGGCUAUCCAGAGGGCAUCCUCAGAAACAGGACCAGAAAAUGGCACCAAGCUACCAGCAGCCCACCCCGAGGACAUGCUUGGUUCGGCGGCACUGGACAGUGCCUUGGAAGAGUCGGGCCCUGGUGGCACUGGGGAGUUGAGCCGUUCCAUGGGAUUUAUGGGCUCCCCAUGCAGAAUCCGAGCAACCGGGCAGAAAAACUCCAGGCGCAAGCGAGAUCUGGUGCUCUCCAAACUGGUCCACAAUGUGCAUAACCACAUCACCAAUGACAAGAGAUUCAAUGGAUCUGAAAGCAUUAAGUCCUCUUGGAAUAUUUCAGUAGUGAAGUUCCUUUUGGAAAAGCUGAAGCAGGAACUGAUGACCAGUCCCCAUAACUACACUGAUAAGGAGCUGAAAGGAGCCUGUGUGGCCUACUUCCUUACCAAGAGGCGAGAGUACCGCAACUCUCUCAACCCUUUCAAAGGCCUGAAGGAAAAAGAAGAGAAGAAACUCCGAAGUCGCCGCUACCGGCUUUUUGCCAACCGAUCCAGCAUCAUGAGGCAUUUCGGACCCGAGGACCAACAGCUGUGGAAGGGCGUGACCGAAGAGCUGAUGUCCGACGAGGAAGACAGUCUUAACGAGCCGGGGGUGUGGGUGGCCCGCUCCCCGCGAUUCCGCUCCCAGCGCCUCACCGAGCUCUGCUACCACCUGGACGCGAACUCAAAGCACGGCACCAAAGCCAACCGUGUGUACGGGCCCCCCUCAGACAGACUGCCUUCCGUGGAAGCCCAGCUCCUUCCCCCCGAACUUUACAAUCCCAAUUUCCAAGAAGAGGAAGGAGGAGGCGGCGGCGGCGGCGGCGGCGAGAAAGGACCCGGGUCCCCGUCCUUCGACCAGCCUCACAAAGCACCCUGCCCCGAUUUGAACUCAUUCAUCGAAAUCAAGGUGGAAAAGGAUGAAUACAAUCUCUAACAAGGGUCACGCUGACGCCUGUCACUCUCCACAUCCCAGAAACAGGUGGCUCAGAAGCACCCUGAGGCGCCUCCUGCAGAUCUGCUUCUCUUAACGUAGGGUUUACUUGAAGUGGAAGCUGGAGACUCUGGUGGGAUGGCAGGGCAGGGGAGUGCCGCCCCCGCCCCGCCCCGCCCUGCCCCAUUGAUAAGCCAGAACAUGCUUAUUCCUAAGCAUAAACCGUGCCUCGGAGGAGCCUGGGAUGAAAAGGGGGGAUGGGUCAAAGAAUCAUGAGGCCUUGAUACAUGUCCCUAUCUCUGACUUUGUUUGUCCCCCCCCUUCCACCCCUCACCCCCACCCCCUUUUCAUUGUACCCACAGCUCAGGAGAAACACUGCGGGUCUUGUGCUGCCCUGGAAGCAGAACAGAUCUGCCCAGGGUAAUACUGCCCCCUGGUGGGAAGUUUCACUCAUGGGCUUUCUCUUCUGAGCAGGGAACUAUGGGCUUACCGCUAUUGGGAAUUAGGGUCUAGAUAUGCUAGUUAUUGUUUGGAUUUUUUUAAUGAUAGCUAUUAUUUGUUGGAUUAUAUGAGAAAAUUUUAUUAUUCCAAUAUUACAUGUGAGGAAAUUAAAACUUAACCAUUUCUCAUGUUGCUGGG
Molecule: messenger RNA, 3449 nt
Organism: Peromyscus maniculatus bairdii (prairie deer mouse)
Lineage: Eukaryota; Metazoa; Chordata; Mammalia; Rodentia; Cricetidae
Gene: C9H14orf93
Product: chromosome 9 C14orf93 homolog
Source: RefSeq, a predicted model, not a curated record